AUGUCUGGGUACAAGAUGGCCGCGUUGAUGCUUUUCAUCAUAGCUGUGACAGUUGCUGCAUAUAGCGAAACACCGCCAGCAUCGGAGGAGGGAUACGAAAUGGCAUCUUGGCCAGCUGAACUUAAAGAAAAAACUGAGCCUGACACCUAUUGGGGAAGGAACUUAUUUCUCUUCAAGCUGAUGAAACAAUUGGAAGGAGAUGAAGAGAGAUACGAAACGAAUGACGAUUUAAGCAGCGAUCAGAAAUGGUCACAACUGGCGGAACUGAAAGAGCCAGACGAGAAGAAAUGGGUAACUGCGUUGUCUACUAACCCUGGCAAGAGCACCAAGAGCCCCAAACCUCGACCACAGCCCAAGUGGAAGUCAAAGAAAGGCAGAGGUUAUCCAGUCCAAGAGUACGAUGUGGUUACUCAAGAUGACUACAUUUUGAAGCUAUUUCAUAUACCCGGUGACAGAAGUAAGCCGAUUCUAUUAAUGCAUGGAAUCAUUGAUUCGGCUGACACUUUUAUCAUAAGAGGAAACACGUCUUUAGCGGCUGCGUUGGCUGACGCCGGCUACGAUGUAUGGGUCGGAAAUAGUAGAGGCAGUAGAUAUUCCCGUCGACAUCUGCUUUUGGAUCCCAACACUGACAAGGAAUUCUGGGACUUCAGUUUCCACGAGCUCGGGUAUUAUGAUCUUCCAGCGUUGAUAGACUUCGUGCUUGAUAACACGGGCACGAAGACCCUGAAUGCAAUAGGACAUUCCCAAGGUAAUUCGAUAUUUCUAGUGCUCGGUGCAACACGACCAGAAUACAACGAAAAGAUCAAAGUAAUGAUAUCUUUAUCGCCAGUUUGUUACUUAAACAACAUAAAGAAUUCUGUUUCCCAUUUAAUGAAAUUCACACCAGUAAUUGAUCGAUUUUACACAUUCAUAGGUGAGGAUGAGUUUUUAGGCGAUGAUACAAUCCCUAUUAGAUUAUUUAGAUAUGUAUGCGGAUCAAAGAAAAGUUACAGUGUCUGUGCGAAAGGAAUAAUGUUUAGUUUAGCCGGAAGCGAUCCUGAUGAAAUGGAACUUGAUUUUUUUCCAACUGUGGUCGCGCAUUAUCCUACAGGCACGUCAAUGAAAAACGUCAUUCAUGUGUCCCAAAUCGGUAUUAAAAGAUCUUUUGCAAGAUUCAACUAUGGCUUGAAAAAUAUUGAGAUUUAUAAUUCUUCUGAUCCUCCGGAGUACGAUUUAGGAAAGGUGUCUAUGAAGAUUGCUCUCCUCGCUGGAAGGAAUGAUGAGAUAUCGAGAUUAGAAGAUGUUAAACAGUUAAUGAGUAAAUUACCGAAUGUCGUUAAAUUCACAAUCAUUAACCAUGAAAGGUUUAACCAUAUAGAUGCGGUAUGGGGCCGGAAUAUGGCUGUAUAUCUUUUUCCAAGUAUUUUCGAUAUUUUAUCGAAGUAUGGGUGA
This is a messenger RNA of Melitaea cinxia (Glanville fritillary), 1431 nucleotides long. RefSeq names its product lipase 3-like. The transcript has 4 exons. The coding region runs from base 1 to 1431 and encodes 476 amino acids. Lineage: Eukaryota; Metazoa; Arthropoda; Insecta; Lepidoptera; Nymphalidae. The record is from RefSeq and is a predicted model, not a curated record.